UUAUUUUUUAUUGUUUUAAUAAUUUUUAAUUAUUGUUUUAUUUUUUAUUAUUUUUUUAAUAAUUAAUUAUUGUUUUAUUAAUUAUUAAUUAUUGUUUUAUCUUUUAUUGUUUUAUUACUUAUGAAUUAUUGUUUUAGUAUAAAUUAUUGAUUAUUUUUUUUAAUUUUUAUUGUUUUAUUGAUUAUUGUUUAAUUAUUAAUUAUUAAUUAUGAAUUAUUGUUUUAUUUUUUAUUGUUUUAUUCAUUAUUGGUUAUGUUUUAUUAUUAAUUAUUUAUCAUUGUUGGUUUUUUUUUUCAGGGAUCUGCACAUCUUAUAAUUCCAGUGUCGGACCAUUACACCGGCCGUGUCACAUGGCGCGGGGGUAGUUACUACUACCCGAAGAUUAAGGCUAAAUUUGAAGAAUUCAACCUAUUGGACAGGGUGAGGGAAUCCCCUUUCUGAAAUUUUUUUGAGAGAGCGCCCAUAUAAUUUUCUGGAGCAUUUUUUCAUCAGUUGAUGCUUCACAAAAUAAAAUCUGACAAGCCGGACGAGGUGCAUUUCUAUGUGGGAAGGAAGAGAUGUAGAUUUGAGAGGGUGGAGUUCGGCUUGGUCACCGGGUUAAACUUGUUGCCCGGCCCUACUGAGGAAGACAUCAAACAAAAUGGAAGCUCUGACCGGUUGAUUCAGGAAUAUUUCAACGGUAGUGCUUCGAUCACCUUCGGCCAACUGCGCAGAGUUUUUGAGAUCUGCACAGAAGCUAAUGAUGUCUAAAAGUUGGGGAUGGCCUUGUUUGUUAUGGGCGUCCUCACUGGUAAGGAGGAGAAGACUGCCGUUCCUCCUUUUGUGAUAAGAAUGGUUGAUAACCUUCCAUUCUUCUACGAGUACCCCUGGGGAAAGAUUUCUUACACCAAGCUGAUGGAAACUUGUAACAAGGAUUACUUGGAUGUGAAGAAUAAGAUGUUGAAAAAGAUUGAGAAGGGAGUAACUCAGAAGGAGGCAAAAUACUCAGCCUACGACUAUGCUGCAGCGUUGCAGUAUUGGGCAUACGAGGCCAUAUUACAGCUGGGCAACGAGUAUGCAGUGAGGAGGUCGCAUCGCUUUCCGAGAAUGGUCAACUGGGAGAGUAAGCCGAACACUACACUCGGGAAGGAUGAAGUGACCAGAUUAUUUGCUAAAAAUUUGACAGUGUACUCCGUGUUAUGUCCUCGGCCGAACGAGAUUGAGUUUGUGAGUUACAUAACCGGGAGUCAGCCUCCGUUAUUUGUUGACUUGGAGGAACUUGUGUUGGGUGAGGAUGGGCAACCAACACAGGAUGCUUUGCGAAGCCAGGCCGAAAAGCUUGCCUCCACAUUGGAAGAACGAGCGGAGGCAGCCCGAAUAUUUAAAGACUCUACACCACCUCCACCGUCUCCUCCACGUGCACCGCCUGCAGUUCCAGAUGGGUCUGGUGUUGACCCAUCUCCAGCUUCAGUUCCUGAUGGGUCUGGUGUUGACCCAUCUGCAGCUUCAGUUCCUGAUGGGUCUGGUGUUGACCCACUUGCAGCGUCACAGGGUCCUCCUGUUCCCCCGUCAGCUUCUAUUCCCAGCACCUCGGAGGCUCGCGAUCCAGUAUACCCUGCCAUUUUGGCAAGGUUAGAGACUGUGGAGAGGGGGCAGGCCGCUCUGCUAAGAGGACAAACAGCGAUUAUGGAUCAGUUGAAGACCAUAAUGACACUCCUGCAAGAUCCUAGAAGGCCGGCAGCAGAUUCACAGCCACAGCCAUAGCCACAGCCACAGCCACAACCGGAAGAGGAGGCUCGGACACCGGAAGAUGACUUCAUUCUCCCAAAUGAUUACCAACCGGAUGAUGAUGACAUGUUCUGUACACCUGAGAAGACGAAUAUCACCAGCAUCGGGGAUACUCAGGAUUCUGAGGUGCAGGUGUUAGAGACAGCUCCAGAAGUCAUGGAGAACCGGAGGAAGAGAAGGCGGCCUAGGUGGUUCGCUGAGUACACUGAAAUGAAGAAGAAGGCUAGGGCUACUUUGACACUCUGAAUGCGGACCCACUUAGAGUGGUUGAUCGGAAGUUGCUCAAGACUUUUCACAAUUGGGUACUCGGCCAGAUUGGGAACAAUUACCCGAGAGAGUGCUUCACCGGUCGAUACCAUUUGUCUUGGUUCCUCGAACUGCAUACUCCGAAGUUUUGGCUUGGGAACGAUGUAAGUUUUUAAGAUUUUUUUACUGCUUUUGCUUUUAAAGACUUUAUUUAACUCUUUUUUAUUUAAUCUCUGACAUAUUUAAUUUUCAUGUUUUAGCAUUUGGAUGCGGCAUUCCAUUUGAUGAGGAGGCGGCAACACUUUUAUCCCGAGGCCUACCCAAAUAGAUGUGUCAUAAUAUGCUCGGUGGGACGAGAGCAUAUUAGAUUUGAUUCGAGGGGAUGAAAGUCAAUUCUUGGCCAGUUGGAAGAACAAGGAGAGAAUAUAUAUGGCCCUCCACUUCGAUGGAGAAAAGCAUUGGGUGGCACUAGAGGUAGAUCUGGAUCAUUGGUUGUUGAACAUAUUUGACUCCAGCCUCGGAUCGAUUUCCUCGAAUGAGUUGAACCGUCACCUGGCAAUGUGGGAAAAAUUACUACCAAAUUUGCUGCUGCAGGCUCGCCUAUUCGAGAGUCAUGACAUGAUCCUCGUGCCUCAACUUACCGCCUCAGAGAGCCAGGUCAGAAAUUUCACUUCAAAAGUCAUGGAUCGGGCCGUUGUUCCACAGACAAAGACAAGGUAACUUAAUUACAAUUGAUUUUUUUGUUAUUUAACUUGAAUUUAAUUUGC
Molecule: messenger RNA, 2780 nt
Organism: Cannabis sativa
Lineage: Eukaryota; Viridiplantae; Streptophyta; Magnoliopsida; Rosales; Cannabaceae
Exons: 2
Coding region: 760-1743 (327 amino acids)
Source: RefSeq, a predicted model, not a curated record